Molecule: messenger RNA, 2028 nt
Organism: Triticum turgidum subsp. durum (durum wheat)
Lineage: Eukaryota; Viridiplantae; Streptophyta; Magnoliopsida; Poales; Poaceae
Source: the annotation of a GenBank genome assembly
AUGCACGCGCCGUCCCCACGCGGCGCUCCCCCGGACGCGCACUCCGUCGAGCACCUGCCCCACGGGCACGGCGGCCCCCUCCUCCACCGCCUCCUCCCGGCGUGCGCCACCGUCCCCUCCCUCCGCGCCCUCCAUGCGCGCCUCCUCGCGCACGGCCUCCUCCACCCCCUCCGCGCCCGCACCAAGCUGCUCAGCUGCUACGCGGCGCUGGGCGACCUCGCCUCCGCGCGCAGGGUGCUCGAUGAAACCCCCCGCCCUGACCCCUACACCUACAGGGUCGCGGUCGGGUGGCACGCCGCCGCGGGGCGGCACGUGGAGGCCGUGGCGCUCCACCGGGGCAUGCGGCGGCGGUGCCCCGCGGCGCAGGGCGACGUCGUCCUGCUCUCCCUCGCGCUCAAGGCCUCCGUCAGGUCGGCCGACUUCCGCUACGGCAGGCGGCUGCACUGCGACGCCGUCAAGGCCGGCGGCGCGGACGGGUUCGUGAUGAACUGCCUGGUCGACAUGUACGCCAAAGCCGGCGACCUGGAGAACGCACGCAAGGUGUUCGACAGGAUCCUUGGCCGUAACGUGGUGUCGUGGACGUCCAUGCUCAGCGGCUGCCUGCAGAACGGUCUCGCCGAACAAGGACUGGCGCUGUUCAACGAGAUGAGGGAAGAGCGCGUGCUGCCGAGCGAGCACACGAUGGCGAGCGUGCUCACGGCUUGCACCAUGCUCGGCAGUUUACACCAAGGGAGAUGGGUUCAUGGGUCAGCGGUCAAACUUGGCAUGGUAUUUAACCCUUUCGUUACCGCAGCGAUGCUGGAUAUGUAUGUCAAGUGCGGACAGCUAGAGGAUGCUCGGCGGUUGUUUGAUGAGCUCGGUUUUGUUGACCUUGUUCUCUGGACGACGAUGAUCGUGGGCUACACACAGAAUGGGAGUCCUCUUGAUGCAUUACUUCUGUUCGCUGACAAGAAAUUUGUGCGCAUUGUUCCUAAUUCGGUAACCAUAGCAACUGUUCUUUCAGCUUCCGCUCAGUUGCGCAACUUGUCUCUGGGAAGGUUGAUUCAUGGGAUGUCAGUUAAGUUAGGUGUGGUUCAGAAGGAUGUGGUGAUGAACGCGCUCGUUGAUAUGUAUGCAAAGUGUAAAGCAGUGUCAGAGGCCAAUGGGAUAUUUGAAAGAAUUUCGAACAAGGAUGUUGUCACAUGGAAUUCAUUGAUCGCUGGCUAUGUUGAGAAUGACAUGGGCAAUGAAGCUCUAAUGCUAUUUAGUCAGAUGAGGGUGCAGGGUUCUUCUCCUGAUGCCAUCUCCGUAGUGAACGCCUUGUCAGCCUGUGUUUGUUUGGGUGAUCUACUUAUCGGUAAAUGUUUCCAUACUUAUGCUGUCAAACACGCAUUUCUGUCCAACAUUUACGUCAACACUGCUCUGCUGAACCUGUACAACAAGUGUGCUGAUCUCCCAUCUGCUCAGAGGGUGUUCAGAGAGAUGAAUGAUCGCAAUUCUGUCACUUGGGGUGCUAUGAUUGGAGGUUAUGGUAUGCAGGGCGAUUCUGCUGGCUCGAUCGACCUUUUUAAUGAAAUGUUGAAGGACAAUAUCCAACCAAAUGAUGUGGUGUUCACAAGUAUCCUUUCCACCUGCAGCCACACUGGGAUGGUUUCUGUAGGAAAGAAGUGUUUUGAGAGCAUGGCACAGUAUUUCAACAUCACUCCUUCAAUGAAGCAUUAUGCAUGUAUGGUUGAUGUGCUGUCCCGUGCCGGAAAUCUGGAGGAGGCAUUGGAGUUCAUACAGAAGAUGCCAAUGCAAGCAGACAUUAGUGUCUGGGGAGCUUUUCUCCAUGGAUGCAAGCUCCAUUCCAGGUUAGAGUUUGGAGAAGAAGCUAUCAAUAGGAUGAUGGUUCUUCAUCCUGGCACGCCAGAUUUUUAUGUGCUCAUGUCCAACUUGUAUACCUCCUACGGGAGGUGGGAUAAGUCUCUUGCUAUCAGGAGAUCGAUGCAGGAAAGAGGACUAGUCAAGCUACCCGGCUGCAGCUCUGUGGGACAUGAAAAUGGAUGA